AUGGCCGACGCCAAUAGAACCGCCCGCCCGUCCAAGGCCGCAACCGCCUCUUCCACUCCCAAGACGGCAACCACCUCUGCUACGUCUAAGACGGCGACCACAUCUGCUACGUCUAAAACGGCAACCACAUCUGCUACGUCUAAGACGGCGACCAACUCUUCCACGCCCAAGGCGACAACUAACUCUUCCACGCCCAAAGUGACAACCAACUCUUCGACAUCGAAGGCGACAACCAACUCUUCCACGGCCAAGACGACUACCGCCCCUUCCACCUUCGGCUCAUCCGCUACUUCUAAGUCUCAGUCUCAGUCCCAGUCCCAGCAGUCCCAGCAGUCCCAGCAGUCCCAGCGGUCCCAGCAGUCCCAGCAGUCCCAGCCCCAAGCCCAAUCCCAACAACCGGAACUAUCCCCAGAGGAAAUGCAGAAAUUCAACCAACAACAGUCCGUGAAAGACGCGUGGAUGCAAGAGAACUGGCUGCGCUGGUCUGCCGUCGCCCACGUCGACCGCACCUACGUGGUAGUCCUCGACAAGUCCCCGGCCCCGGUGGCCGCCGAAGUGAAGCGGUUCUUCGACAGCCCGGACCACAAGCCCAACAAGACGGCUUCGGUGCCGCGCGUGGCUGGGCUGGACGAGGAUAUCGACGACAGCAAGGACUUGGGCAAUGUGAUGGUUGGGCUGGUCCCUGCGCCGGUGUAUACGGCGGCGAAGGACAAGUUUGUGAUGCGUAGCAUUACGGUUAAGAUCAGCAGUGGUGGUGGCGUUGGGGCCGACGGGACUGGGGAGAGGACGGCGUAUGUGCCCGUGGGUAUCAAGCAGGCUCAGGCGAGCCAGGGGGCUCCUGCUGCUGCCACUCCUGCGACAGGUGGGAAGCAGCCCAGUGGAAAUGCGGGUAAUGGGAAGGACAGGGCUUAG
This is a messenger RNA of Dichotomopilus funicola, 912 nucleotides long. RefSeq lists its product as uncharacterized. NCBI's taxonomy places the organism in Eukaryota, Fungi, Ascomycota, Sordariomycetes, Sordariales, Chaetomiaceae. Bases 1 to 912 code for a protein of 303 amino acids. The transcript has a single exon. The record is from RefSeq and is a predicted model, not a curated record.